GCAACAGGCGAGGCUUGUGCUCGGCCAUUGCAAUGCUCAAUCUGUGAAUGGCGCUUUGGAAUCAUACAAAUAAUUUACAACGCUUAUCAUCACAGAUUCACCCUUCUUCAACGGACCAAUAUCUUCAUCUCAAUGGAGCCUUUGAACCCAGCUCAUGCUUCAGUAGUUGAAUUUGAUUCUUUAUUGGAAGAACUAGAAUCUGCCCAUGAACGUGUACAGGACCGUAUUAGGCACCUUGAAGCAAUAACUUCUAGAGCGAGGCAGCGUCAGAGGUGGCCGCUGGUUCACACUCCACUCCAAAUAACCAACUUUUUUACGGGAGAAGCUGCAGUGGGUGAUGCUCAAGAUGAUGGAUUGGAGCGCCAAGAAGUUGAGGAACGAAUGGUUGAAAGGUCGAGAGGGUCCAAAAGGAAAGGUGUCCAUUUAGUAGCACAAGCAUUGGAGGUGGAAACAGAUGGCAAUAAGAAAGGGGAAAGCACUGGAAAUUUUUUUGAUUGCAACAUAUGCUUGGACAUGGCAAGAGAUCCUGUGUUGACCUGCUGCGGUCACUUGUUUUGUUGGGCAUGCUUCUAUCAAUUGGCUUAUGCCUAUUCAAAUGCAAGGGAGUGCCCUGUUUGUAAUGGAGAGGUCACUGAAACUGGCAUUGUUCCAAUUUAUGGCAAUUCAAGUGGCAGUGGCAAUUAUGAUUUGAGAGUUCCUCCUCGACCUGCUGCACCUAGAACCGAGAGCUUUAGGCAGCAGCUAAUAAGCCAAGGAGCAUCUUCUGCUAUAAUCCAGAGUAUCCGCAGGUUUAAUAACCUUAUUGGUGGGUUAGGGGAGCGAGUUCAAUCAGAAAGCCACAAUACCACUGCUGAGAGAAAUAAUGCUUUGCCCACUCGUUCUCGCUUGCAAAUAGGCAAUGGUCAACAAACUGGUUCCGCUCCGAUCUCGAGGUUGUUAGUGCAAGGAGCUGCUUCAUUUUCAUCCCUUUCAUCAGCAUUAAAUUCUGCAAUGGAUUCUGCUGAAAGAUUGGUUGAGGACCUUGAGUCAUAUAUUCAUGAUCAUCCCAUAGGAGGAAGCAGGCAGUUAAAUCAUCAUGCUGUUGAUAGAAACUCAACUUUUAAUGGGAAUGUAACAAAUGUUGCGAUCGCAGCAACAGAUUCUUUAGCUGCAUCUUCUACGUCUCCUUUCGGUAGGAAUGUUGACACCAAUGCUGAUAUUGGCUCUGAAAUUCAGACAACUGAUAGUAACAGACUGAUUGUCACUGAGACUCGUCCACUGGAACCUUCUUCGUCUUACAGUGGCACCACUGAUGUUUCAACUUCAAGACAAGUUUCAAAUGAUCCCAGAAGGAGGAGGUUAAGAUUCUUAAGCUCUUAAGAUGAUGAUCUUUCAUUUAAGGAGAUGUAAAUCAAGUUGCCAGGACGUUCCUAUAGUCGAUAUGAAAACUGCAAUCUGCUUGUCAUACAAAAUUUUCUGUCCCUUUGUCUAAAAUGUGUUUCCUAGUUUACGUAUAAAACUGUAAACAACCAUUUCAGGCAUUUGUAUGACGUAGCCUAAUUUCAUUCAAUAGAUAUAAGGAUGUUUACAAAUAGUCAUCAAUGUCCUCUUUUGUCCAUUAUUUGUAAUAGGCGGAGGAGGGUUUCUUUCUUUUCCCAUAAGAAGCUUAUAUUAGCGAUUGCUAUGUUUGCAACAGUACUGUGUCAACUUUUGUAACUUGUUAAGUACAGUGUGUUUCAUCACACUAUGCCUUCACAUAUUCUUAAAUAUUCAUAUUAGAAGAUUGAUCUUGUUAUUAUGAAUGUCUAGUUUCUAGUCUUAACUCGGCCUUCACCUAGAGUUUUUCCUGCCUCAUGUAUGCCAAUCUGUGGGAUCAUGCCUUGAUUGACUGAAGACAAGGUUUGGAUCAGCAUUAAGGGCAUAAUAUUCUAGCUUAA
Messenger RNA from Abrus precatorius (Indian licorice), 1916 nucleotides. RefSeq lists its product as uncharacterized. Gene Ontology annotation, biological process: ubiquitin-dependent protein catabolic process. The transcript has 2 exons. NCBI's taxonomy places the organism in Eukaryota, Viridiplantae, Streptophyta, Magnoliopsida, Fabales, Fabaceae. Gene Ontology annotation, molecular function: ubiquitin protein ligase activity; ubiquitin-like protein conjugating enzyme binding. The record is from RefSeq and is a predicted model, not a curated record. Bases 133 to 1359 code for a protein of 408 amino acids. Gene Ontology annotation, cellular component: endoplasmic reticulum.